AUGAGUUCAAAUCAGUCUCCUUCCAAAUUUGACGACGCGACUCAAAUGACCAAAGCUCCUUUGUCUCCGAGCGAAUACGAUAAAAUAGGUUCUGCACGUGAGAAUCUUGCAAACUCGCACGUAAGAUCAUUGGGGUUGGAUGACUCUAAUAUUCUGAGAACUCCGAUUCAUGUCAACUCGCUAUCGAAAGUUGAGCUGAAUACCAUCAUUUCCGGAACGCAAAAUGAAGAUGCAUCUAGCACCUUCACGAACACCGUCUCGAACCCCAUCCCGCUCUGGUACUCCCAACCGAACUCCCAGAAAGCCAACGACUCCUAUAACGUUGCAAGCGAUUGCCGAUGGAACAACCCCACACUCUCUCUCGAAGCCUCAUUUGGAAAUUCAAAUGUGGCCUUACCUGAAGCAAUUAUUCGCAAGCAGGGAGAUUUUGACGACGACUCCAAUGAAGGUAAUUUCGCAUCUUCUAGCGUAAAUCGGCCUGUCUUAGAAGACAUUGACAAUUUUGAUAUCGGAGGGGUUUAUGACGCGUUCAGCAGUGAUGAUAGUGACGACAACGAUAGCCUUGGUGGUGAGAUUCAAGAUACAACCGAUCUUUCCCUCUUAAACGUACGUCCCCAAAAUAAGGUGCCUCCUUUUGUCACCAUUCGGAAAAGAACAAAAGAUUUACAAACCGGCUCACGCAAGCGUCCAAUAAUAUCGCUGGCUAUGAUAAGAAACAUCACAAGAUGGCUCCUAAAGGAGAAUUACUUGAAAAAGCUGCAAUCAAAGGAAGCUUUGAUUGAACUCCAGCAUAUCAGUGAAGAGUUUUUCAGACAGGAACUUAGUGAUCUUGAAAGCUACAUUGAACAUUCAAAUCGUAGAACGGUCAGUUAUGUUGAUAUCAAGCUUCUAUUGCAUCGUGCGCGACUUGACCCGUCUUAUGAUCUAUUUACGUUCACGGAUAGAGCCACCUCCAUCGAAAAUGACAUCCUGAACUUGAGUUCGCAGGUUUUUGAUCUUGAAAUCACGUCGGAAAUUGAGAAGCUCCUGUACAGAGACAAAAUUCAACGUUCAAAGAGAAUAAAAAGACAGCUCUUUAAGGAAGAGGAAAUUAAGAGACGAUUAGAGCAGGACAUUCAGAAUGAAAGCGUAGGCUCGUCGGACUCAAACAGCGAUCUUGGAGAACAAGAACAUAUGGAAAAAAUUGAGAGGCCCAUAUUGAGAAGCCCGUCUCUCAAUAAGGGAAGGUCUGCCGCUAGGAGCACUUUGCAAGAUGAGUUUGAAAUUGACAUUGCAAAUGAAAGUCAAUUUGAUUCACACUUGUAUUUACGAAUAGAAGAUAAUGGAACCUCCAGUGAUAGCUCUCUGGUCAUCCCACUAGAAGAAGAGGACAGCGAGGAGGAAGAAUGAGAAUAAGAAAAU
Ogataea polymorpha is the source of this 1401-nucleotide messenger RNA. RefSeq lists its product as uncharacterized. The transcript is spliced from 3 exons. Bases 1 to 1389 code for a protein of 462 amino acids. Gene Ontology annotation, molecular function: protein heterodimerization activity. The record is from RefSeq and is a predicted model, not a curated record. NCBI's taxonomy places the organism in Eukaryota, Fungi, Ascomycota, Pichiomycetes, Pichiales, Pichiaceae.